GCAAAAGCAGACAAUCAAAUCAGUCACUCCUCUAACUUAAGUAAUCUUCAGAGCUUCGUAUUCUCGAAUGAGAAUUCUGCCAAUUUUGUUGAUCGCAGGUUUGAAUCGCACACAUUCCCUAAGGAUAUUUUCCAACGUCGCUUUAGAGGAAUUAUUCCAGUCAACGUUGCAGCCGACUCUGGUGGACUACCGGUUAUUUUUGAGCGCUCAGAGAGCCAAGCACCUUCUUCGCCCUCUGCUGGAGGUGAUGAAGAUAAUACAAGUCUUCUCCACACCCGGUCACCAAGUUUCCACUCCCAGCCGCAUAUAGAAGAUUUAGAUGAGAUUACUGAUUUUCCUAAUUUGCCUUCUUCAUUCCCUACUCACAGGCUAGCCAAGCCUCUGGAUAAGUUUCCGUCGCCUACAAAUGCACAUAACAACACAGAUAAUUUAAGCAUAUACUCUUUUCAUGAGCCGACACGAGGUAAUGCGUCUCCUACUCUUCCAACUAAACACAAUACUCAUUCCUCUCAAUCUCACUUUGCUCACGCCUUAGAUUUAUCUUCUCGGGGUAGCGAGGUAAAGACUGAGCAAUCAUUUGAACCCUCUGAUUAUUGUUUUGGUGAUCAUACGCUGGACAGGAAUUCUCAUCGACCAUAUGAAACUGCACAAAACGCCUCUUUGCGAGUGGACAUUCCUUAUCAUUCCUCGAAUGUGUGCAUAUCAGUGAAUGCAUCUCGUUAUCCUGCUAAAAAUAGAUCUGGCGCAUCCGACUCAUUGUUUGCACCUUCUUUCUCUUCUGCUUUAAUGAUUCCAUCUGUCCAGGGAGCGGAGGCUAAGCAGAUUGACCCAGAGGACGCAGUAGAUAUGCCUAAGCUUGUGCCUUCUCGGAGUGUUCGCGAGAUGGUGGCUCGUUUUGAACAGCAAAAGUUUUCUCCAUCUUCAUCUCUGGAAAUGCAUAAUCGAAAGCCCGAUUACUCUCUUUCCGCAGCCAUUCCUUCUCAGUCUACCGGUCCAGUGGUGCCGAAUGACCUGCGCCAAACUUCUGACUUCAUGUUUUUAAAGCCUUCUCUUGCAAUGUCAGCAGUCCCUCGGACCUCUAACUCCCCUUUACUGUCUUCUUCCUUUGGCUGCUUCUCUGAAUAUGGGAUCAGGCAGGGGGCGCAGAACUCGAGCAGUGGUAGUUCACUGUCUUUGGGCAAAAGCGAUACAAUUAUCGCAUCCGGAAAGACCCGAUCUCGCAUUAAAUGCGCCCCCGUUACCACUUCGACCAUCAGCAGCGAUGCAAGUGGAGGAGACAGCCUCGGCCCUGGGCCCGGAGCCUCCGUAUUACCUGAUACUGCCUCUUCAUUAACUUCGUUGCGAUCAAAAGGCCUGCAGCAUCCGUGCCCUGAGGUGAUUGUGUCGAAUAGCCGCUCCGAGGAGUACGGGGUUAAGCGAGACCCAGACCAUUGGCCUGCCCAUGCAUUUACGAGGACCGCGAGAUUUCCCCCCUCGCCGCCCUCCUCAUCCUCAAGUCUCCUAGUCUCUGAGGAGCCACAUGAGGCUGCUGUCGACUCCUCAAAAGCAGCUUUGUCCGGUUUGUCGGACCUUAAAAUUGACCGCGACUACCUCACGGGAGGCUUGAUCAAGAUGGAUCGGUCUCUUGAUCAUUUCUCUUCUCAUCUGGACAGAAUUGACAAGACCCUCGAGGGCAUACAAGGUCUCAAUCAUCUCUUAAACAGUUUGAACAUUCCACCCUCCGGGGAGCUGAAUCGUUCUUUCAAAGACUCACACGGAUCUCCGUCUGGUCAAUCAUUGGUCAAACGAAAGCUGCAUCAACCACCUCCUCAGCCAACUGGCAGGAGAUUCGUAUCCGAUAAUGCCUCCAGCCUCUCUUUAACCGAUUCCAGGACCAUAAUUAGUUCCACUCCGGUUUCCUCUCUGCUCACCCCUUCCAAACUUUCUUCGGUUUUCACAGCCGAUUUUUCUUCUAGUCCACAGUUUCUCGAAUUCCAAGCCAGAAAUCUUGAUUCCGCCAGAUCAUCCAACGAGCCGCCAUCUACUCUUCAGCGCAAGUCUCCUGAGCUGGGCGACGUCCCUGUUAAGCAUCGAGAAUACCUUAGAGCAGAACAGGACUAUCAGCCUCCAAAGAGCGUGCAUCAGUCUCAUCCAAAUCUCUUGCCGCUUGUUGAUUCGACAUGGCCAACUGGCGAAACCAUAUCACUGACCUCGUCACAACGUUCUGGUUUCUCAUCGGCUCGUGACAUAGCAGUCUCGAGGUCUGUUUACAGUGGAGAAACGACAUUUGCUAGCUCAUCAAUGACGCCUUUCACUGCCGGUCAGGAUUCUUCCCAGCCGGUAGCGGAAAUUGCUAGAACCGGCCUCUUUGCUCAAUGA
Messenger RNA from Protopolystoma xenopodis, 2358 nucleotides. The record is from the annotation of a GenBank genome assembly. Lineage: Eukaryota; Metazoa; Platyhelminthes; Monogenea; Polystomatidea; Polystomatidae.